AUGGUGCUUGGAGGGAGAAAAGGGACCGUGACACCUCAUGAGCAGAAUCCAAGCCCAAGACCUAAGGGUACUAAAAUGAGUAAAAGAAAGAUGAGGAGGGAAAAAAAGAGAGAGAUGGAGGACCUGAAGAAGGAAGUGGUCAUGGAUGAUCACAAAUUAACCUUGGAUGAGCUGAGCACCGAAUAUUCUGUGGACCUAACCAAGGGCCAUAGCCCUGAAGAGGCACAGGAAAUCCUGGCUCGAGAUGGACCCAAUACACUUAGCCCACCCCCUACUGCUCCAGAAUGGGUUAAAUUCUGUAAACAACUGUUUGGUGGCUUUUCCCUCCUACUGUGGACUGGUGCCAGUCUCUGCUUUGUGGCCUAUGGCAUCCAGUUAUAUUUCCAUGAGGACCCUACCAAAGAUAAUCUGUACCUCGACAUUGUACUAACAGUCAUGGUCAUCAUCACCGGCUGCUUCUCUUAUUAUCAGGAGGCCAAGAGCUCCAAGAUCAUGGAAUCUUUUAAGAACAUGGUACCUCAGCAAGCUCUAGUAAUCCGAGGCGGAGAGAAGAUUCAGAUCCCUGUACAAGACAUGGUGGUAGGAGACCUGGUAGAACUGAAGCGGGGAGACCGGAUCCCUGCUGACAUCCGGCUUAUCUCUUCACAAGGAUGUAAGGUGGACAACUCAUCCUUGACAGGAGAGUCAGAGCCCCAAUCCCGUUCCUCUGAUUUCACCAAUGAGAACCCUCUGGAGACCCAAAAUAUCUGCUUCUUCUCCACCAACUGUGUGGAAGGGACAGCCCGGGGCAUCAUGAUUGCCACAGGGGACUCCACGGUGAUGGGCCAAAUUGCCUCGCUGACCAAGGUGUGUCUGACCCCGACAGCCAAGCGCAUGGCUCGGAAGAACUGCUUGGUGAAGAACCUGGAGGCGGUGGAGACGCUGGGCUCCACCUCCACCAUCUGCUCCGACAAGACAGGCACCCUCACCCAGAACCGCAUGACCGUCGCCCACCUGUGGUUCGACAGGACCAUCUGUGAGGCCGAUACCAGCGAAGAACAGACUGGGAAUUCAUUUGCCAAGGGCUCUGAUACCUGGUUUAUCCUGGCCCGCAUCGCUGGCCUCUGCAACCGGGCUGAUUUUAAAGCUAAUCAGGAGUACCUUCCCAUAGCUAAGCGGGCAACAGCAGGGGAUGCUUCUGAGUCAGCCCUCCUCAAGUUCAUCGAGCAGUCUUACAGCUCUGUGAAGGAGAUGAGAGAGAAAAGCCCCAAGGAGGCAGAAAUUCCCUUUAAUUCUACCAACAAGUACCAGAUGUCCAUCCACCUUCGGGAGGACGGCUCCCAGACCCACGUACUGAUGAUGAAGGGGACACCUGAGAGGAUCUUGGAGUUUUGCUCUACUUACCUUCUGAUAGGGCAGGAGUACCCAAUGGAUGAUGAAAUGAAGAAAGCCUUCCAGAAUGCCUACUUGGAACUGGGAGGUCUGGGGGAACGCGUGCUAGGGUUCUGCUUCUUGAAUCUGCCGAACACUUAUUCCAAGGGAUUCAAGUUUAACACUGAUGAAAUCAAUUUUCCCAUGGAUAACCUUUGUUUUGUGGGGCUCAUCUCCAUGAUUGACCCUCCCCGAGCUGCAGUGCCUGAUGCCGUGGGCAAGUGUCGGAGUGCCAGGAUUAAGGUGAUUAUGGUAACAGGGGAUCAUCCCAUUACAGCCAAGGCCAUUGCCAAGGGUGUGGGCAUCAUAUCAGAAGGCACCGAGACAGCAGAGGACAUUGCUGCCCGGUUCAAGAUCCCUGUCAGCCAGGUCAAUGCCAGGGAUGUCAAAGCCAUUGUAGUGCAUGGCUCAGAACUAAAAAAUAUGAACUCAGAGCAGCUUGAUGAGAUCCUCCAAAACCACACUGAGAUCGUGUUUGCUCAGACCUCCCCCCAGCAGAAGCUCAUCAUUGUAGAGGGAUGUCAGAGGCUGGGAGCCAUUGUGGCGGUGGCAGGCGACUGGGUGAACGACUCCCCCGUGCUGAAGGAGGCGGACAUCGGCAUUGCCAUGGGCAUUGCUGGCUCUGAUGUGUCUAAGCAGGCAGCUGACAUAAUCCUGCUGGACGACAAAUUUGCCUCCAUCGUCAUGGGUGUGGAGGAGGGCCGCCUGAUCUUUGACAACCUGAAGAAAUCCAUCGCCUAUACCCUGACCAGCAACAUCCCUGAGCUCACCCCCUUCCUGCUGUUCAUCAUCCUCGGUAUCCCACUGCCUCUGGGCACCAUAACCAUCCUCUGCAUUGACCUGGGCACUGACAUGGUCCUUGCUAUCUCCUUGGCUUAUGAGUCGGCUGAAAGUGACAUCAUGAAGAGGGCUCCACAGAAUCCAAAGACUGAUAAGCUGGUGAAUGACCGUCUCACUGGCAUGGCCUACGGACAGACUGGGAUAAUCCAGGCUCUGGCAGGAUUCUUCACCUACUUUGUGAUCUUGGCUGAGAAUGGUUUUAAACCUAUUGAUCUGCUGGGCAUCCGCAUCAGCUGGGAAAAUCGAUACCUCAAUGACCUGGAGGACAGCUAUGGACAACAGUGGACCUAUGAGCAGCGUAAGGUGUUGGAGUUCACAUGCCAAACGGCCUUCUUUGUCAGCAUCGUGGUUGUGCAGUGGGCUGACCUCAUCAUCUGCAAGACCCGCAGAAAUGUCUUCCAGCAGGGCAUGACAAACAAGAUCCUAAUAUUUGGGAUCCUGGAGGAGAUCCUGGCUGCUUUUCUGUCCUACACUCCAGGCAUGGACGUGGCCCUGCGAAUGUACCCACUCAAGAUAACCUGGUGGCUCUGUGCCACUCCCUACAGCGUCCUCAUCUUUGUCUAUGAUGAAAUCAGAAAACUCAUCAUCCGUCGUCACCCUGGCGGCUGGCUGGAGAAGGAGACCUACUACUAA
This is a messenger RNA of Mesoplodon densirostris (Blainville's beaked whale), 2883 nucleotides long. Its product is annotated as sodium/potassium-transporting ATPase subunit alpha-4-like. Gene Ontology annotation, molecular function: ATP hydrolysis activity; P-type sodium:potassium-exchanging transporter activity; ATP binding. Lineage: Eukaryota; Metazoa; Chordata; Mammalia; Artiodactyla; Ziphiidae. Gene Ontology annotation, biological process: proton transmembrane transport; intracellular potassium ion homeostasis; sodium ion export across plasma membrane. The record is from RefSeq and is a predicted model, not a curated record. Gene Ontology annotation, cellular component: membrane.